AUGGUCUGUCUUCCUUUUCUCGGUGUCUUGAUGAGUCCAAGAACAUGCGGUUCAGUGUUCCUGGUGACCUUUUGUUGCCUUCUGCUUUAUCCAGCUGAUUCAAGAACAGAUCCUUCAGAAGUAAAUGCUUUACGGGAGAUCAAAAGGAAUCUGAUUGAUCCUAUGAGAAAUUUAAGCAACUGGGCAAAGGGUGACCCAUGCAGUAGAAACUGGACUGGCAUAACAUGCUUCAAGAGUUCACAUGAUGAUGGUCACUUUCACGUCCGUGAGCUACACUUGAUGAGGCUGAAUUUAUCUGGAGAGCUGGCUCCUGUAGUUAGCCAGUUAUCAUAUCUCGAAAUUCUUAAUGUGAUGUGGAACAACCUGACUGGGCGUAUUCCUUUGGAGAUAGGAAAAAUUUCUUCCUUGAAACUCUUACUGUUGAACGGGAACAGAUUCUCGGGUAGUUUACCCCCUGAGCUUGGUAAUCUUGGAAAUCUAAACAGGCUUCAAGUGGACGAGAACAGCCUAACAGGUUCAGUUCCAGUUGCAUUUGGAAACUUGAUAAGCAUAAAACAUCUCCACUUCAACAAUAACACGAUAAGCGGAGAAAUUCCCGUGGAGCUAUCCAAAUUGAACAACCUUGCUCACCUGAUUCUGGACAAUAAUAACUUGACUGGGACUUUGCCGGCAGAGUUAACUCGAUUGCCAUCCUUGACCAUACUUCAGGUGGAUAACAACAACUUCGAAGGUUCUGAGAUUCCAGAGGCCUAUGGAACGUUUUCUAGAUUAGUAAAAUUAAGUUUAAGGAAUUGUGGACUGCAAGGAUCAAUUCCUGAUUUAAGCAGGAUACAAAAUCUUAGCUAUCUAGAUCUAAGUUGGAACAAGCUCACAGGCACUAUACCAGAAUCUAAGCUUUCUGACAAUAUGACAACAAUUGAACUAUCUUAUAACAACCUCACUGGAUCUAUACCACAAAGUUUCUCGGAGUUGGGAUCUCUUCAAUUACUUUCACUUGAGAACAACAGUUUAUCUGGUUCUGUCCCAACAGCAAUUUGGGAGAACAAAUUUUUCAAGAACAACAAGCUGCAAGUUGAUCUCAGGAACAAUAACUUCUCUGAUGCUACAGGAAACCUGAGAACACCCGAUAAUGUUACUGUAUAUCUUCGUGGCAAUCCCAUAUGCAAGAGUACAAGCAUUCCCAUCGUUAAACAGUUCUUCGAAUAUACGUGCGGCCAAAAAAAGCAAACAUCUACAACCUCAAAAGCUACACCAUGCAGUAGUAAUGUGUCAUGUCCCUAUGAGAAGGUGCUAGUUUCCCCAGGAAUCUGCUUGUGUACAGCGCCUCUUUCGAUCGAUUACAGGCUAAAGAGCCGUAGCUUCUUUUUCUUCACUCCAUAUAUCCAACACCAAUUCAUGGAGUAUAUGACCUCGUCUCUCCAGUUGGAAACUAAUCAGCUAGCGAUUGAUAGAGUUGUUGAUGAGAACAGGCUGCGUCUAAGGAUGUACUUAAAGCUAAUUCCCAAAGGCAAACCAAAGUUUAACGUUACCGAAGUCGUACGUAUCAGGGGCACAUUUAUGUCGUGGAGUUUUAGUCGAAAUGACUUUUUUGGACCCUAUGAGGUUCUGGACUUCCCUCUUCAAGGACCGUAUGAUGAUUUGUUAACUCGAGAGAGUGGAAUUAGCACGGUUGUAUGGGGAAUGAUAGUGGCAGGCUCUAUUGUCGCUGCCACUGUUAUUUCAGUGAGUGCAACACUUUUAUAUAUUAACAAACGUCGUGGGAAUGUGCGUACACUCGUCAAAAAACGUUUUUGUAAGCACACUUCACCAAUGAUGCUGGUAUAUGAGUAUAUGCCUAAUGGCAAUGUCCGUGAUUGGCUUUCAGAACAACAAUACAUGCUACUGUAUGUAUAUGCACAGGGAUAUCUGGAUCCAGAGUACUUCAUGACUCAGCAACUGACGGUGAAGAGCGAUGUGUACAGCUUUGGAGUAGUGUUGCUUGAACUCUUGACUGGAAUGCACCCUUUCUUUGAGGGUACACAUAUCAUCCGCGAGGUUAGGACGGCAAAUGAAUGUGGGACGGUUCUGUCAGUGGCGGAUAGCAGGAUGGGACAAUGUUCGCCAGAGAAAGUGAAGAAGUUGGCUGAAUUGGCGUUAUGGUGUUGUGAGGAUAGACCAGAGACGAGACCAUUAAUGUCAAAGGUGGUGAAGGAACUCGAAAGUAUUUGCCAAUCUGUGCCAAAAACCGAUAUGUUCUCAGAAACCACGCAAUUGCUCUGUACCAAAACAUUGUCGUCGUCAUCGUCUCCUGGACCCUCAUCGUCUUUGUCUUUAUUUCCUGGAAGUGACUUGGACAGUGGCUUUUUCAAAGCUGUUAAACCUCGUUGA
Molecule: messenger RNA, 2367 nt
Organism: Thlaspi arvense
Lineage: Eukaryota; Viridiplantae; Streptophyta; Magnoliopsida; Brassicales; Brassicaceae
Source: the annotation of a GenBank genome assembly